AUGAAAGGUCGUGGUUCUCGUAUUCCCACACAAGAAUUUGCUGCCCCUACAAUACCUGCACAUGAAGGAAUCGACUUUUAUUCUUUCGUGCCCAGAUUUAUGGUCCGUCUUAUUCAAGAUUAUGUUAACGUGAUGGCGGAUGGCAGCUGUAGGUACCGGUGCGUUGCUCAAGCCGUGUACGGGGAUCAAGAAAGAUGGUCGCAAAUGAGAGGGGAGUUGCUUAUUGAGUUAUACGAGCAUGCUAAUGUGUACACGACGAUGUUUGGCAGUACCAGAUACGUUGCGGUCAUACGCAAGUGUGACUGGACCUCAAGGCCUUGUCCACAAGCUUAUUGGAUGGACAUGAAUGAAAUGGGAUUGGCCGUUGCUACUAGAUAUAGUGCAUUAGUGGUACUUUUGACUCAAGUAGGGAGUAUGACUUACCUUCCUAUGUUUGACAGUGGUCACUUAUCAUGUAUGAUUCUUGUGACAUUGCACAACAAUCAUUUCAUGUUUGUUAAUUUGGUCGCGAAUAGUCCUCUACCAUCAAUCCAUCCGGCAUGGGUACACCAUAGAGCUAAAAACCUGAGGCACUUACUCAAAAUGUACAAACCCCUAAUACUCUUGUACGAACAACUAAAGUCUGGUCGGUAG
Messenger RNA from Erythranthe guttata (spotted monkey flower), 633 nucleotides. RefSeq lists its product as uncharacterized. NCBI's taxonomy places the organism in Eukaryota, Viridiplantae, Streptophyta, Magnoliopsida, Lamiales, Phrymaceae. The record is from RefSeq and is a predicted model, not a curated record.